Messenger RNA from Dreissena polymorpha, 5267 nucleotides. RefSeq names its product atrial natriuretic peptide receptor 1-like. The transcript has 22 exons. Gene Ontology annotation, molecular function: protein kinase activity; guanylate cyclase activity; peptide receptor activity. Gene Ontology annotation, cellular component: membrane. Gene Ontology annotation, biological process: protein phosphorylation; cGMP biosynthetic process; intracellular signal transduction. The record is from RefSeq and is a predicted model, not a curated record. The coding region runs from base 89 to 2746 and encodes 885 amino acids. Lineage: Eukaryota; Metazoa; Mollusca; Bivalvia; Myida; Dreissenidae.
GUUUUGUUGAGAAACAGAAAGAAAAUGUAGUUAAUUUGUUAAAACAAACUUUGAAAAAGCCUAUUUAGGCGAAAUAUAUUAGACAAGAAUGGAAUUUGUUCUGUAUUCUGUUUCGACGAUAAUGUCCACGUACAACUGGCGUCACGUAUCGAUAUUGUACGACUUCACCGACGUGUUCUUCGACAUUGCGGGCUCGAAUCUUGUUAACGACUUCAAGCGAAACCCGGCCCUAAGCCGACCUUACGAUAUUCCGUUCAAUCCACAAAAGAUCAUUGACUACGCCGGAAUUCUUACAGAAGCUAGUGCGCAUGCGCGAGUGUUCAUCAUUUUCUGCGACUCGGACGUGCUCCGUGACAUCCUCUUUCGGGCCUACUACAUGGGCAAGGCAGAAGGGGAUUACGUGUUUAUCUCCAUGGAGCUGUUUCCUAGCGACUGGCUAGGCUACUAUAUGAAUUUCAUAAGGGGUGACGAGAAGGACACGGCGGUAACCAAGGCGUACGAGUCCCUUCUGCUGCUCACGUUACGUCAGCCGGACAAUCCCGAGUACCAUACAUUUGCAGCGGAGGUUAAGCUGCGAGCCAGGCGGGACUAUGGUUACGAGUUUGGUGUCAACGAAUCGGUAAACUAUUUUAUCACGGCGUUCUACGAUAGUGCCAUGUACCUGGCUCAUUCUUACAAAACUGUUUACGACGAGGGAGGGGAUAUUCGUGAUGGACAGAAAAUUGCGCAGCGACUUUGGAACAGCACAUUUCAAGGUACAACUGGGCCGGUGAAGGUCGAUGAGAUAGGGAACCGGAUGGCCGACUUUGAUCUGUUUGACAUGACGUCACCAUUGACUAGAGCCUUUCAGCUGGUUGGUCGAUAUCGGGGCGCCACACAGAGCUACGUGCCGAUAGCGGGCGUCUCAAUCGUCUGGCCGGAAGAACUUCCGGUCGACACGCCGCCCUGUGGAUUUAGAAGCGAAUUAUGUACCAUCAAGGCUGAAGACAGUUCCUCGUUGAUCGUCAUUCUUUGUGUUACGUUGGCACUGCUCUUCGCCUUUUCCGGAACGUGUUUGAUCGUCGUUUACAGAAAAGUUCGAAUAGCCAAAGAAAUUGACCGGAAGUCGUGGUUAUUCAAAUACUCGGAUAUCCAUCUACGAAAGGAUCGAGUUAACGACUCCUUUCUAUCCAAAUCUCUACUGACAAUAAACCUGCAGGACGUCUCGGAGCAAGUAUUCACGUUGACCGGGUACUGCAACAACGAGACGGUCGCAAUUCGGAAACUUCAAGCAACCAGUCUCGACCUGAGUCGUUCUCAAAGCGUGGAAUUUAGACAACUGCAGUUGCUGUCCCACGCCAACGUUGCUAGGUUCGUGGGUGCGGUUCUAGAGCCCGGACACAAUCUGCUGCUCAUGGAGUACUGCCCCAGGGGUAGUUUACAGGAUAUGCUCCAAAACGACAGCAUUGAGCUUGACUGGUCGUUUCGAUAUUCACUGAUGAACGACAUAAUUAAGGGCAUGUUAUAUCUGCACAGAAGUCCCUUGAAAAUGCACGGACGUCUCUCGAGCACCAACUGCGUCAUUGACGCCCGGUUCGCGCUCAAACUCACUGAUUACGGACCUCAUUCGCUGCUCUAUCCAGAGAGGGAUCUGAUACGCAGGGUCUCAAGUGGCGAGGCCUGCAAUAUAGGAAAGCUACUUUGGACGGCACCUGAGCAUCUUAGGAGCUCCGACGGCAAAAUCGGUGCCUCGCAGAAGGGGGACGUGUUUUCAUUCGCUAUCAUCUUGCAAGAAAUCGCCACGAGGAUGGUUCCCUACGAACUCAACCAAGAGGAUGUCGAAGUGAUCAUCGGUCAUCUGCAGAAUCCAGGUGACAAUUUCGUCCGACCGCUUAUUCCUGCGGAAGCCUGUUCGUCGAGCAUGCUCACUAUGAUAGAGAACUGCUGGGAAGAAGACCCUCGUGGAAGGCCGAGUUUCGCCGAAAUCGAUGAGAACUUCCGGCAGAUCAGAGCAGGCAAAUCCACGAACAUCAUGGACAACCUGCUGCAGCGCAUGUCCAACUACGCGGAUAACUUGGAGCAAUUGGCCUCUGAGAGAACCAAAGCUUUCCUGGAGGAGAAACAUAAAGUAGAGGAGCUGCUUCACAGGCUGUUACCAAGGUCGGUAGCCGCACAGCUUCAGAAGGGCCAGUCGGUCAUUCCCGAGACGUUCGACAAUGUGACAAUUUACUUUUCGGAUAUCGUUGGUUUUACUACGAUUUGCAGCAUUCUUUCGCCAGCUGAGGUCGUGGAUCUUCUCAAUGAUUUGUACACAGCUUUCGACAACAUCAUUGAUAAAUUCAAAGUGUAUAAGGUGGAGACUAUUGGUGACGCUUACAUGUGCGUCUCCGGUCUUCCUGAGCGUAUAGGAAACAGUCACGUGACAGAGAUAGCCGACAUGGCAUUGGUCAUCCUGAAGUCAGUGGAAGGCUUCACGGUUCGACAAAGGCCGGGCACAAAAUUGAAGAUCAGGAUCGGCAUUAAUUCAGGCCCAGUCGUCGCCGGCGUUGUCGGCCAUACGAUGCCUCGUUACUGUCUGUUCGGUGACACGGUUAAUACUGCCUCGCGUAUGGAGUCCACCUCGUUACCUCUUAUGAUACAAAUGUCCGAAUCCACGUCAAAAUUGCUGUCUGAAUUCUCUAACUACGUCACCGAGCAUAGGGGCUUCAUCGAAAUUAAGGGCAAGGGUGUUAUGAGCACACAUUGGCUCGUAGGGCGUGUCGAUUGAAAACGGUCUAUGACUUGUGUUUUACAGUUUACAUCACUCCCGAAGACACAGGGCAAUAUAUCUUCUCUCAGUUUAAUAUUCGUUUGUGAAUAAGCGACUGUUUCUUUAAUCUGAAAUGAAAUUGUUCAAAUUAGUAUUAACAUUUUAGAUUUAAACUGGAUUCAAUGCACAUUACAAAGGAAAAUGAAUCCGCAAUUUAGCUGAGUGUUUGCUAUGUCAAUUCACCAGGAGAUCUUCUCUCUGACACGAAAUGAUCCACCACAAAUCAAUGAAAGUGAAAUUAAGACUCUUUAAUAAAGUGUUUACAAUUUAUGAUAACGUAGAGUCUUUGAAGUCCAAUUUUAAAUAAUAUUAUGAGUAUAUUGCAAUCUGAUAGCUGCACGAUUGUGAAAGGUAUAGUUAUAAUAGGACACUUAUAAAGUCUACCAGGGCCAUUAAUAAUUUUAGUAUAAAAUGCAUUGAAGCAUUCCCAUGAACCAAGAAAUACAUAAAGUUUCAGUAUAAUGAUUAAAAUAAAUCAAUUUCAAAAAUUAUUUCAACAUCUUUUGACAGUGAAUUAGGUUUAGAUUUUCAUCGUUUUAUCAUUUGAGUGUUAACUUAAGCUGUUGUGUACAACACAAUAUUGCUAAAUACACGUACUUUUGUAAUCUUUCAUCGAAGAUAACGUAUAGACCUAUUUAUAAUACAACUAUAUACGUACAUAUUAUUGUUUCCGAAGCCUUUCGUCACUCGACAUUGCACAUAUUAUUCGGGUAUUGAAGUUAAUUCAAAAUUGUAUCAUUUAUACAUUGUGAAAAAUGUUAUCCUUUUUUUUCUUUUUCUUUUCCUAUUGUAAUAAUACAAUACAAAAUGACCUUAAAUGUUAUGAUUUUAGUUUUGAAUAAUUUCAUUUAUACAUCAAAGCAUUGUCACUAGCUUUUAAUUGUGAGUGUAUGGUAAAAGCUAUCUUACACCUUCAUACGUAAGCUAGGGACGUUUCAAAAAAUGAAUGUGCUCGAUUUUCUGCUUUCAAUGACUUUCAUUACACAGAUAAUUCAAUAUGUUUAAAUGCAUAUGUACCAUGCGUAUUACUUUUCUUUUUAUCUUUAAAUGCCUUGUGGUGUUGUGCUAUUAUUGUAAUGUAUAAGUAGAUCAGUAUUUUUGCAAAAUGUGUUUGAAAAAUAUUCAAACACGAAGAAAAUAAAGUCAAGUAAUAUAAUCAAUAAGCUAAACAUAUAUACAUAGCAUGUUGGGUAUUUUACCUUUGAUACUCAAAAUGGCUUAUACUGCUGACCUCAGCUAAAUCAGUACACAAUAUUAUUCAAAUUGUUAUCAUAAAUAUAGAAAGCAUAUUUUCGAGUAGUUGUAACUUUGCUCGAACAUGUCAUAAUGAUAGUGCAAUUAGUAGGUUUUCACAAUUGUAUUAUAAUUGGAUCUUAAUUGCUAUGAUUAUAUACCUAUCAUAACGUUUGCAGAUAGAAAAAACAACAUACUUACAAUUGGUUUAUUUACAUUUAAUAUAUUUAAUAUUUUGUACAUGAUAUGUUUGAAUGUACAAUUGUGUUUGCUGAAUCGUGGCGACAUUUUGAGAGUGGGAAUAAAUAAGUGGUGCACUAGCACGGUCAUUUAUUAAGAGUGUUUCUUAAAUAGAAAGGCAGUUCAACAUUUAAAGAGUGAUUGUCGAUGUUUUUAUUCCAUGCUAUUUGCUUCCUUUUUAAGUGAUUUGCAAAGCCCCGUUCAAAAGAUAUACGAAACCGUCAAAAGCAAUACAUUUUUACUCAAAAUAAUUAACCUUUCACUCUAUAUAGGUUACAUCGGCUAUAACUGGCGUUAGGUUUAAACAUGGUCCGAAAUGCGAUGUGGUUUGAAGAUAAAAUUCGUAUAUUGCUUCAAAAACAAUAAAUAAGUAAGAACUUGAAACGUUGUUUCCUCCUCGAAAACUAACGACUAUAAUUCCUUGUAACGUCCUUAAAUUGUAUUCAAGUUUGAGGUUUCGAUUAUUUUUACUACUUUCGAUCAUAUCUUAAAAUAAUGUAAAUAGAAAGAGGAGCAAAAGGUUGCACAGUGUCUUGGAACAUUUCACAGACCAACUUUUUUUAAUUGGUUAAAGAGCGUGUAUAUUGAAAAAACUAAUAAUGUAAUUACGUGUGCCGGAAACCUAACAACUUUUUCGGUAUUAGUGAACACAAACAUUUUAUGGUUACUUGUUGUACAAUCACUUUUCUAUCAUCAAUGAUGUCUAAUGUUUUCUCUAUUACCAUCAUUUAAGAUUAUAUAUCUCCAUCAAGAAAGCCUAUGGAUUUGUUUUGAUUUUCUCAAAAAAGUGUAAUGUACCUUUUUUGAAUAUACGCUUAUUGAUGUAGCCGAAUUUUAUGUAAAAUAAAAAAAUUAACACAAAGAAUACUUCAUUUCGAUCGCGUGGUAUUGGGGAGCAGAAAUUGAGUGUUCUUGAAAAUGAUUAGUAUUUCUAUCUGUUAUGACAAGCGUUCUGUUAAAAUAAAUAACUCCGACCAUUAAUUUAUUGAAUUCAAUUUUGAUAUAA